Molecule: messenger RNA, 1680 nt
Organism: Mollisia scopiformis
Lineage: Eukaryota; Fungi; Ascomycota; Leotiomycetes; Helotiales; Mollisiaceae
Exons: 5
Coding region: 1-1662 (553 amino acids)
Source: RefSeq, a predicted model, not a curated record
AUGAAUUCCAAUCGAGACUUGACCGUCUUCAGAAGCGCAAAUCCAAUUGCGCUUCCGCCCGAGGUUUGGUACCUCAUCUUCGAACAGAUAUGGCUAGAAGCUCAUAUCGACCCUGAAACAAAGCUGCCGCAAGACUGGCCAGAGCAGAGCGUGGCUCAUUGGUUUGGCAGCUUGCGCUCCCUAUCUCGUAACUUUGACUGGGCUAUUACCCCUUUCGUCUUCGAGGACACGCACCUAUCUAGCCCGGAAGCCAUGCAGGAGAUGGAGCACAAGGGUACAACCACGACUCAAAGAAGCAUUCAAUGGGGCAAAUUCAAAGAAAAGAUUUAUCGACAUGUCAAGUACCUGAUAGUCCCAACGACUGCCAACACCACAAUGAUUGACGCUAUUGCCAAGAUUAUAUCGAAGUCUCACAAGUUAUUGCAAGUCAAACUAAUCAAUGGAAGCUUGACUAAAUCGCAGGUCAGCGCCGAUGACUUCCAUCCCGCUCUUGCGGCUUACCUAGGAGCAUUUCUCAGGAAUGACAUGUACUUCAGAAUCAUAAACCACAAUUCUGGAUUACUGUUUAGCAAACCCGAAGUUCGGCCAGUAAACGUUGAGGGUGUUGAAGAUCUUUAUGCGGCUACAAGCAGCCAGUCACUGGAAUCCGAGUCCCAACCUUACCCAUCUCCGCGGUUGGAAUCAUUAAUAGUCAGAGACCUUCGCACUAAGUCCCAGACCUUCGACUUCUACACUAGCGAGGCAUUCAACUUCCACUUCCCACCUAUGCGGCAGCUCGGCCUGAUGAGUUAUAUUGUGACGAAUCCAGCCGACGAGUACGCUCUACGUUGGGAUUUCUCGCGUUUAGAUUAUUUGUUCCUUGGCAAGAUGGACUGGGUAUCCUUCCUCACUAUGGUCCAUCCGCAAAGCCUCUCUGUUUUACGCCAACUCAUACUUAAGCAUCAUAUCAGGAAUCAUAACCUCGAACAUCCGCAAGAUGGAAUGACGCACCUCUUUCAACGCCUUAAUCAAUUAGAGACCUUAAAGGUGUGGGAUCGAAGGUGGCAUAAAGUUGUCCCUCCAGCUUUGAUAACCCAGAUUGGGAGCUCGCUACGAUUUCUUGUCCUCACCGGCAUAUUCAACACAUCUGAGUACGUAUCCAUGUCUGUAAUGGAUCUCGAAUCGAUUCGAAUAGAAUGCCCCAGGAUUAGCGUUCUUGGCAUAGAUUGGACAAAUAUUCCUUCUGAACGUCAACAAUUUCUUGACACUCUAGCCUCCUUUUCUGAGGUGAACACCUAUACAUUAUAUUGUAUAGAGAGUAUCCAAGUUGAAGGUACUCCCCUAGACAGUACAGAUCCUGACUACGACUCAGCGUGGAUCUUGAUUGAUUAUCUUUUGAAGAACAACCGAGGCAAGACUAUAUGUUAUAGUAUCGUCAAAUUACAUCACUCCGUGCCACCGCCAAAUUGGCACUUGAUGGACGAACAACGAGGAACUGAAAACCCUCCUAAUCUGAAACUCAGAGAAUUCUACUGCACAGACGGAUCCGGGAUUGAACGCUUGGGAGAUGUUAGGGUUGGAGAUGUCCCAGUCGUAGCUAAGGUCCAGGAGUUGGAAGAGGGCAUAGAGAUUGACUUGAGCCGAACAAACUCGGAGGACGUACUUGAAAACGAAAUACAAUGAACGUUGAAUGAGAUCAGG